CCGGCCAGUACCUCUGUUUCCGGCUCGAAUUGCUCUACCCACGCCCGCCUUCAACAUGUCCGAGACUGCGCCCGCCGCGCCCGCUGCUCCGGCCCCCGCCGAGAAGACGCCUGUGAAAAAGAAGGCCCGCAAGGCUGCAGGUGCCGCGAAGCGCAAGGCGUCUGGGCCCCCGGUGUCCGAGCUCAUCACCAAGGCUGUCGCCGCCUCCAAGGAGCGCAGCGGCGUAUCUUUGGCUGCGCUCAAGAAGGCACUGGCCGCCGCCGGCUAUGAUGUGGAGAAGAACAACAGCCGCAUCAAGUUGGGUCUCAAGAGCCUGGUGAGCAAGGGCACCCUGGUGCAGACCAAGGGCACCGGGGCUUCCGGCUCUUUCAAGCUCAACAAGAAAGCGGCCACCGGGGAGGCCAAGCCCAAAGCCAAGAAGGCGGGUGCGGCCAAGCCCAAGAAGCCCGCAGGAGCAGCUAAAAAGCCGAAGAAGGCUACUGGGGGGGCAACCCCCAAGAAGAGCGCCAAGAAGACCCCAAAGAAGGCGAAGAAGCCUGCUGCGGCUGCAGGAGCCAAAAAAGCAAAGAGUCCGAAAAAAGCGAAAGCAGCCAAGCCGAAGAAGGCGCCCAAGAGUCCAGCGAAGGCCAAAGCGGUGAAACCUAAGGCGGCUAAACCAAAGACCGCCAAACCCAAGGCAGCCAAGCCAAAGAAGGCGGCGGCCAAGAAGAAAUAGGAAGUUCCUUUGGCCUACGGCUUCGAAGCUCGACACAACCCAAA
Molecule: messenger RNA, 759 nt
Organism: Odocoileus virginianus texanus
Lineage: Eukaryota; Metazoa; Chordata; Mammalia; Artiodactyla; Cervidae
Gene: H1-4
Product: H1.4 linker histone, cluster member
Biological process (GO): nucleosome assembly; chromosome condensation; negative regulation of DNA recombination
Cellular component (GO): nucleus; nucleosome; euchromatin
Molecular function (GO): double-stranded DNA binding; nucleosomal DNA binding; structural constituent of chromatin
Source: RefSeq, a predicted model, not a curated record